AUGGAGUGCAAGUUCAAUGGGGUUACAAGCAGCGAGGCGGGGGCGGUCACUUUGGAUAGCAAAGUGGUUCAAGGAUCGAACGUCUUCCGUUACCUGCUAGGAUCCAUUCUCCAAAAGGAUGGAGAACUGGAUGGAGACGUGGCGCAUAGAAUUAACAUGGGUUGGUUAAAAAUGAAAAGCGCCACCGAAUUCCUUUGUGAUUCCGGCAUUCCCCAAAGAUUGAAGGGAAAGUUCUACCGCACUGCAAUUAGGCCUGCCUUGUUAUAUGGCACCGAAUGUUGGGCGGUGAAACAGUGCCAUGUUCAUAAGAUGAACGUGGCGGAGAUGCGUAUGUUGCGGUGGAUGUGUGGCCACACAAGGAAGGACCGAUUAAGAAAUGAAGUGAUCCGGGAAAAAGUUGGAGUUGCAUCCAUUGAAGAAAAGAUGAGGGAGAAUCGGUUAAGAUGGUUUGGUCAUGUGAAAACGAGAUCAGGAGAUGCACCGGUGAGAAGAAUUGAAGAGUGGAGGAGUAAUCAAAUUGUAAAGGGUAGGGGAAGACCUAAGAUGACUUGGCUGAGGGUAAUUGAAAGUAAUAUGAGGUUACUUGGGAUUGAGGAGAGAAUGACGUUGGUUAGAAGUGGGUGGAGGGGCAGUAUCUAUGUGGAGGAAGGGGUCUGA
Beta vulgaris subsp. vulgaris (sugar beet) is the source of this 657-nucleotide messenger RNA. RefSeq lists its product as uncharacterized. The record is from RefSeq and is a predicted model, not a curated record. The transcript has a single exon. NCBI's taxonomy places the organism in Eukaryota, Viridiplantae, Streptophyta, Magnoliopsida, Caryophyllales, Amaranthaceae. The coding region runs from base 1 to 657 and encodes 218 amino acids.